UAAUUCAUUAUUUGUAUAAAACAAAACAGAUAGAUCUAAAAUACUAAUUGUUUGACCAAUAUAUAUUAUAUAUACAAAUAUCUGGGCCAUCAAUUUUAAAUAUUUUUUAAGUAUAUGGCACAGAACAUAGAGUAUACCCCUAAAAACGUGUAAAUAGUAGUGAAAAUGUUACGCGAUCAAUAUAUUUGAUGUGCGAAUAGAGAGAGUGGAAUUUAGAAUUUUUAGACCCGAAACUUGAGGUUUACUUGACUUCCGACUUUGACUGCAAAGUUGAGUGUCAGUUAAUUGUUUACCGAAUCCAACAAUGUUUGACUUUCACCAUUUGCAAAAAAGUGAGAACGAAACACGCAGGCAAUUAGCUGAGGAACCAAAUAUCCAUAUAAUACAUUUUAAGAGUAAAUGAGGAAGCGGUAGUUCAAGUGAAGAGGCUUCAACUGUCCGGCAGUAAAAGUCAAGUUAACGAACUGUGACCAAAUCGAAGAGGCUCUUUAAAAAAUAAUUACACAUUGAAUGACCCAAAGGUCAGUUACAGGUACUCAGUCAAGGCUGUCAUUGUAUUGUGUGGGACUUGCUUUAUGAAUAGUUUAUAAAAUGAGGGGUUUUUGUAGCAUUUUUCAAAGUCAUAUUUAAAGCGCAUUUAAAUUCGAAAUGGCAAACAAACAUUGUAAAGUGCCAAAGCUAUGAGGUAGUCAAUUAACGAGGCAGAAAUUGAUUGAUUACCCGCUAAUCUCUAAACGUAGAAAUAAUUAUGUUAUAAUUAUUUGCACGGAAUGCUGUUAUUUUCAAAAUGACCAAUGCAGUUUGUGAGUCCUACAACAAAUCCUGGAUCGAGUUCGGGGUUUGUCGACUGAGAGCCGUUAGCCGAAAUAAAGUCUGCCUUAAUGUCGAUGCCAAUUUGCUUCAGCCGGUUCACGAUGUUACAGUCAAGGCCCAAUUGAUGAAAAAGGCCAAUGGAUAUAAGCCGUGGCUCUAUAGUGUCAAUUUCGAUGGCUGCCAGUUUAUAAGGCGGAGAAAUAAUGCCCUAAUUCGCCUCGUUUGGGACCUUUUUAAAGAGUACUCGACCAUCAAUCACUCCUGUCCUUAUGUGGGUCUGCAACAAGUUAAAAACUUUUAUCUGAGAUCCGAGAAGCUGCCCACACCCAUACCCACUGGGGAAUAUCUGCUGAUGAUUGACUGGGUGAUUAACAAGAGGCCACAAGCUGCCACAAAUGUGUACUUUACCUUCGUGGAGGAUCUGAGAGAUAGUUAAAAAAUAUGAUAACAUUUUGAUCAUAAAAUAAUUU
Drosophila subpulchrella is the source of this 1283-nucleotide messenger RNA. RefSeq lists its product as uncharacterized. The record is from RefSeq and is a predicted model, not a curated record. The coding region runs from base 788 to 1249 and encodes 153 amino acids. NCBI's taxonomy places the organism in Eukaryota, Metazoa, Arthropoda, Insecta, Diptera, Drosophilidae. The transcript is spliced from 3 exons.